Messenger RNA from Ambispora gerdemannii, 8076 nucleotides. The record is from the annotation of a GenBank genome assembly. Lineage: Eukaryota; Fungi; Glomeromycota; Glomeromycetes; Archaeosporales; Ambisporaceae.
AUGAAGGAAAAACAAGUCCUCUAUGUCGAGGAUACCACUUUUACACUUCCCUGUAUCAAAAAUGUUGUUCUAGGUUUGGGUGAUCUUUGGAAUUGCCAUGAUUCCAAAUAUUCUGGCUUCAAUUUAUUUGCCAAAAAGUUCACCAAAGAUCAUUUGAUUUUUCAUCCAAUCAAGAAUCUUGAUUACCGCUUGAUCCACAUAAAAAGUUUUCAAGAUAAACUUUCGACUAUCAAAGUUGAUGGUGCAAUUUCUAUCGAAUUUUUAUCUGGCAUCAUCGAAGUAGAAGGGACUGGCGAAUAUAAUGUUUCUUCUGGCAAAAGUGCUAACGAAGAAAAACUUAUUUGCCAGUAUCAUCUAGAUAAUUAUUCCAUUGAAUUACUUCCCUGCUCAAAGGACAUAAUGGAUGAAUCUGUCAAAAAUCAGCUUCUCAAUAACCAGAUCAAGGCAACGCAUGUCGUACAUAGUAUAAUCAUAGGAGCCGAAGUAAAAGCAGAUAUAAGAAUUAGACAAAUCGAUACAGCUAGAGACAAGACUAUCGAAGGCAACUUUUUUGGAAACAUUCCGUGUGGUUAUGUGAAUGCUUCUCUAAAGGCCAGUCUCGAGCUUCUAGAUGCGAUGAAAGUUAGCAAUUUCGAAAAACGAAUUACUCUUCACUCAAAGCCGCAAAUGCAUCAACAACCGUCGACCAUAAACCAAAUGUUUGAAUUGAUAGAGAAGGUGGACACGCAGGUUUCGAAGGAACAGCAUUUCAAAUUCCUUGAUCCAGAUAUUACUGGUGUUCCCCAUCGGUUUGUGCUUGUGCCUAUCACCCAGUUUCUGGACAUAAAAGUUGAAAAACUUUAUAAACAACUAAACGACAACACUAUUAGUAAUUUCCGAACGAUGCUUGUGACGCUUGAAGAUUUUCGGACCCCUGAAUAUGUCAAGAGAUACGUUCUAGAAAACGAAAAUCGUCUACAAGUUAUCUUGUCGGAUCCUCAAUCGAAACUAUCAAAGGAAAUUUUAGCGUAUGAAAAGGAAUUGAAAACAACAUCCAACCAUUAUUUUGAACGAGCCUACGAGACGUUGCAAACAUACAAGCUAGCAGAAAGUAAUUCUGAACAGCUUCUUCAAAUUGUGCAUGACUUUGAUAAAUGCGAGUACAGCGCAAUGAAUGUAUACUCAAAUAUUGAGACUUUUGUCUCAAUGGGGAAGCGCGAGCUCAUUGAUGUACGUGAGAAUGACGCGAUCAUUAUGAAAGCCAAAAUUUCGUUUUUUCCAAGUUUAGACGUGCUUGACCGAUGGAUUUAUCCAGAAAGUAAUAUCAAAAUACUAUUGUAUACUAAGGGAAAUUCUCCUGAUGGUGCAUUUCGGCGACUAUUCAAUAUCAGCAAUGCUCUCCAAAAGCUUGGAAUUGAAAUUGGAGUUGCUUUACCAAGCAUUUCAGAUGAUUUUUCAUUGGUAAUCAAAAUUUAUGAAAGGAAAGAGAUCUAUUCUUCAAAUGAAAUCCCUCGAAUCCUUGGAAUUAUAAGCGCUGCCGUAGAAACGAAUACAUCUAUUGAGAACAGAUUUUACGCACUAAAGGCAUCACUUUCCAGGGUCCGAUUGCCACUUCAACCUGAGAACAUAUCAGACUUAAUCAAUCUAGUGUCUAUAUUACGAAAAGAUGAUAACGUCUAUGUUGCCCAUUCAUAUAUGGAAACUCUUGAACGGAUUAGAUGCGUUCACUGUGAAGAUACUCAGUGGAAGUUUUUCAUCUCUUUGGAUGCAUUGGACACUGCACUGGAUGCUAUUAAAAAUAUCAAUGUAUACGACGUCUUUCCAGAAUGUGAAUGGGUUGUUGGCAAUUCAGGUGUUCAGAAUUUGUAUGCAGCUCCCUUAUUAUUUGUUUUUCAUCAAGGGGAGGUAAAGGCAGUCUGUUUAGACAAUCUAGAUUUUUUAAUUCUCACUCAGCUCUUUGAAGCUAAUGCUGAUCCCGAUUUAUCGGUCUUGUCUCCUGACUCUCUUUGUUAUUCAUUUUAUCCUGAUCGAGCUCGCUUUGCCGUAGAAGUGAUUAAAAUCGUCAAUCAAUUCAAGGACCACAAAUUAGAUUCCGCAAAUCUUGGAAUACCCUUAUUUGACCAAGUUCCAGAUCAAAGCUUGACCGACGCAUUAGAUAUUGUACGCGGUGCACUUUCGACAAAAGAUUUGGACAUAAUUUCAUCAGUUGCUUGUAUCGUUGCCAGGAAUCAUAAUGACUUAAUCGAUCUUUUGACAGAACAUGGAUGGUGUAGAACUGAAUCAAAAUUUGGCAUAAGAGCAAGUAGAACAGAAAGCUGGGAAUCGCUUUGCAUUGGACUCGAAAAAUGGUUGAAAUCAAAAAACCCAUUUUUGGCAAAAGUUGAAUCCGCCAAGAAAACAAUUGAACAAGUUCACAUUAAUAUCGCGGCUGAAAAUUCUAAAGAAAUUUUCAUGCAAGCUAUCGACUCCAUUUCUAUUGAUCCGCAGUGUCCGGUUAAUACAAGAACAAGCAUUGAGAAUUGGAAAGAGUCUGAUUUCAAGUUACAAUGUUCGGAAAUGAUUAAUCUUUUGAACGAACUCUCUAUUAACCUUGCUAAAGAACACUUUUUUCAUGUACUAGAAAUGGCUUCUCUUUUGAAACAAUUGUAUCAACCUUCCAGUUACGAAUUUUCCACAAAUGUCUUCAAAAACAUUAUUCAAAAAUAUAUUAAAAGGUUACCUUUCAAUCAAGAGCCGUUCAAAAGUUGUCAGCAAAAGAUUACUGAAUUGAUCAGUUUCUUACCUGAACUUGUUUCACAAUUGGGAGACGAACAAUUUAAAAAUGAAUAUUACGAGAAACUCUGGUUGAAUUCUAGAUUUAUUUACUUGAUCCGUAAAUCACCAAUUACGAUACCAAGAGUUGCUUCGUUGUUGCAAAAGUCAAAUAUUACAGCGUGCCCGAGUUACGUACCGCAGGAUAUCCAAGAACACUUGAACGAAUACCGGAACAAAAUUUUCGAGCAUGACAAUAUUACAAUGCCAAAAAUAUUGAACAAUAUUGAUGAAGCGAUAAAGUUUUUUAAGCUUAUGGUCAACCGAAAAGAAAUACAUGCACCUGUUGAAUUCCGAUCGUUAAUUGAUAAUUCCCUCUCAAAAAAUGCAGAAUUAGAAAAAUCAUUUGAGUCUGCUGAUGCUUUAAUUUAUUGGAAUAAAGAAAAAAAGCAUUUGAAUGAACUUUGGGAUACUCAAACGAUUAACGAUGCACUUCAAAAACUUGUACAAUGGAAAAGGAAUUUGGAUACUGAACCAACCAAAACUGCCAAUUUCAAUCUUGUUUUCGAAAGCAACGAUACGAAUUUCAAUGUACACGACAAACAGGUAAAUGCGGAUAAAAGCUGGAACCAAAUAAUGGGUAAGACAAUCUCAAAGAUGUCAACUGUUACUUCCAUUACUUCCAAAUUCAAUCUUUUCGAAAGUAGCGAUAAGAAUUCCAGUGAAUACGAUAAAAAGGUGUUAAAUGUGCAUGAAAGCUGGAACCAAAUAAUGGGUGAGAAAAUCUCAAUGAUUGGAACAAAAGACUAUGUUAAAGUAUGCGUGAUUAUUCCAACACCAAAAAUUGAUGCAACUCAGCAAAUCACUUGCGUGAACCAAGUUCUUCCUUAUCUUAUGCAAAAAGUAAAAAUGUGGGGUUGCUACGCGCUUACAGCAAAUAAUAUCUCAGCUCUAAUGAUGGUAGAACGAAAAAAUAUUAAUAUUAAAUCUGGUCCUUUUGGAAAAUCAGUGAGAACGACACCUCCGUUUGGCCAAAAAUCAAAUAACCGCCCGCCUCUAGCUUCGAAUACACUUCAAUCAAAGAAAAAUUCGCUGGCUAGAAUUGAUUGUAUUGUUGGAUUACUUACCUCGGCUAAUUGCAUAGUAGCUCAAGAUAUUUUACGUAUAAUGGCCAAAUUUCCAAUGGCACUUCCUCUUGUGAUUCCAGAUAUGGAGCAUGAGAACGAAUAUAAAUUAAUGCUCCCCCUUCUUACCGGCCCCAUAAUCAAAUGGGAAUCAAAACCUGGAACAAUUGUUGAAAACCAUCUCUUCAGAAGCCCAUUUAGAUUACUUGUCGCUGUUCGACUUGGAGAAAACCAAAAAGCACCGGGAAAAAGUUCUAUAUUGAAUCAGCUAAUGGCAACAGAACACAUGUUUUCUUCUAGUGGUGAGCCUGGCGCAUCACGAGGCAAACCGCACACACUUUCUGGAAGUGUUGAAUUAACUUGGUUUAUUCAAGAAACUUGCAGUGCUGGUCUAUGGAAAUCUGUCAUGCAACCCUACUAUGAAAAUGGAACUACAGAGAUUGUAUUAUUAGCAAAUUUACAUGGUGAUGCCUUAAAAUAUUCUGAACAAGUUCGGUGGCUACAGCAAUUUGCAUCGUGUUUCUUGGUCUUCAUAAUGCCAGACUGUAAAGAAGAAAAAUGGGAUCAAUUUACCGAGAUCCUAUGCUCGGAAAAGCUUGUCUACGCCAUGGUAGAUCCCGUUGAUACCGAGUCAGAUAAUAUUAUCAUAGAAACUCGAGAUUUAAUGAAAGAUGAAACAUUAGGAAAAGUACGCUUGAUGAUUCAAGAGGCCCUUAAAUUUGAUUCCACGAAAAUCAACUUAGAAAAGAUUACAACGGGAAAGUCAUUGAGAUUAGCUGAAGGAAUUGAUUGUGCAGAGUCGCAACGCGUAAUAGAUUUUGUGAGAAAUAAAACAUGUCUUAACACUAAACAAAUAAUGCAGCUUCAAAAACGUUUGACAAAUCAGGAUGGCUUCGAGCUAUGGAAGAAUAAUGCUGACUUACAAAAAUUAAUAAAGCUUUUCGGAAUUGUUUUGCAUUUACCGCUUGAAAAAAAAGGAAAAGCAAUGGCUCAUUUGGACAGAGACCUUUAUCAAAUCUCAUCAGAAGAAUCAUCAAAAGCUCGAAAAGAAGUUAUAUUGUUGAAAGAGGAAUUAUGGCGAAAAACUGGGCUAUCAAAGAAAAAUCUGUCUCAAGAAAGAUUCAUUAAGGAUGAAAUAAAAAAAGCUUUAGAUAAGGUUGAUAGCAUGAGUUUAGGACUAGAACAUUUCUUCCGUGAAUUAGGACAAAUAUAUGAAAUCGCCCUUACAAAUCCGAGCCAAACUAACCAAAGUGUUCUGGAUUUUCCAGAACUUUAUGCUGAAUUGCUUAUUAACGGUCACGCCAUCGAAUUACUUGAUGGCGACGCUGGAAAUAUGUCAGGUGCUUGGCUGGCAGCGAUUUGCAACAAAGUCACUAAAAGAUUCCCUAAGCUGCGGGUAUUUAUAAUUUCCAUACUUGGGCUUCAGUCAUCUGGAAAGUCUACUCUUUUGAAUGCUCUUUUCGCUUGCAAGUUUGCAGUGUCAGUUGGUCGGUGCACUCGAGGUCUUUUUAUGAGGUUAGUGUUCUUGGAGAAAAAGCUUUAUGACGAACUUAAUGUAGAUGCGAUCUUACUGAUCGAUACAGAGGGUCUUGGUGCUCCAGAGAAAGUCAAUGAUCCAGAAGCAGAACGCAAAGAUCGUCUACUUGCAACCUUUGCAAUGGGUGUUAGUAACUUGACACUCAUUAAUGUCCUUGGAGAGUAUAUGCGAGACUUGACCGAAAUCUUGCAAAUUGCGAUUGUAGCAAUGGCACGUCUGGAAAAGGCUGAAAUGGCUCCAGAUAUCUUUAUGGUACAACAUCUUACAGAAAGAGAUACGGGGAAAACAGUCGGUGGUGUAGAUCAAUUUUGUAAAGCCCUUCAGAAUGCGUUAGAGAUUGCAGACAAAAAAGAUGUUGAAAUGGGAAUUGCAAAUUCAAAAUGUUUGAAAAAUCUGUCUGAUCGAAUACAAAAAGGCGAACUUCUCAAACAAUUUCACCCGUUCAAAAAUGGUGCAAGUGCCUAUGCGCCUCCUUCUGAACAAUACCAUGAAGAUAUCACCAAACUAUACAAGGAUAUACUCGAUGCUUGUAAGCAUUCACAUAACAAGAUCGAGUUCAAGCAAUGGCAUAAGCUAGUCCAAAGUUAUUGGGAAUCUGUAUCGCAUGAGCAGUUUGCUGUCCAAUUUAAAAAUGUAAAGGAAAUGUAUGAAUUUAUUGAACGGGGAGAGAGAAUUACAAAAGUUAAAGAGAAAAUUGAUUUGGCAUUUAGGGUUCAUGCAGAGCAAUCUUCAAUGAAUAUCCGUUUAAAGAUAGAAAAUUGGCUGGAGAAAAACAACCAGGACGGCCUACGUAAUGCUUGCGAAACGAGCAUCUUGGAAAAUUUAAACAUUCCUAAUAAUUGUCCAAUUCAUGAUUGUCAGGAAUGUGAAAAAGCACGAUCAGAAUGGAAUUCUUUGAAAAACUAUGUUGAAGGUAAAGAUAGUAAAACUGAUACGCUGAACACAAUCAAUCAUUAUGUCAUACAUACCCGCGAAUCUACGAAGAUAACACUCAUGCAGAUGUUUGAUGCUAUCUUAAUGAGUAAAGGUUGUACAACAGAGUUCAUGAACGUAAUCACAUGUCGUCUGAAAGAAGAAUUAGAAAAACAACCAGCAAGCAAAUUUAAUGAGACACAAAGAAAAACUAUCGCUGACGAGAUUUGGAAGUCUCUUCAAGAACUUGCACGCUCUAAAGAGAACGUUUUACCAGUUAAAAGAAAAAUCAGUAAAGAACUGGAAAUAGAGUAUGAAAAUGUAGCUGAUUUUUGUCGUCGAUUUCAAGAUAAUAAAAUACCACAAACGUUAAAUGUCGAAAACAAAAAAGACAUUAUUAAAUAUUAUUUUUCUUCAGGCAAGAAGUACGAAAGAGAAAUCUCGAUGCUUGAGGAAACACUCUCGGUGCUUGGGCGAGUUAUGCUGAGAGAAAAAAAUAGAGAUCAUUUUGAGACCGGAAUGGUACGUGAACUGAAAAACAAAAUAAAUGAAACAAUAACGAAUAAAUUCAAACGGAAUGUUAAAGAUUUACCUUUCUCCAUAUGGGACGCUCAUUUGUUUGCUCUGGGAAAGUUUCACGAAGAAAUGGAGAAAGCCCAAAAGAAAUGGGAUGAGAAAAACAACCCAAUUGUUAUACUUGAACAAAGGCAGCAUGAAUACAAAACAUUGAUUAAUCAUCGACUUUUAUAUGGUUUCUCAUUUGCUUCCGAAGGAACAAUUAUUGCUAAUUGUCUACUUCAGGCAAUCAAACUGAAAGCAGUUAACGCAGGAAAUUAUGAAAAAAAAUAUGCAGUGCUUAAUUUGAGUUGGACAACAAACAGUGAACAAGUACGACUCAAGUACUUUGAGAAAUUGGCCGAGGAAGUUCAAAAUGGAGAAACUGCUAAUGCAAUCGCUCACUUCAAGCGUCCUAAUCACCAAAUAGACAAGUGGUUCAAACAGAUUAUUGAUGAAUAUCCCAAUCAAGCACAAGGAAAAUAUGAAGAAAUUUUUGAAACCGAAUCUGAGCACGUCAUUACCAGUGUUCGUAAAUAUCAAAAUAUCGAGGAAAUUAAAAACUUUGUUAAACAUUAUUUGGCUCAAGUUGGAGGGGUUGAAUAUGAAAUGGGACAAGAUACAAGUGAAAUGACUGAAUCGGACUUAGAUAUGUUACGUGACACCAUGAUGAGGAGCUUAGAAGCUCAAAGGAAUACUGUUCAAUUUAGCCCUGUAUUAUUUCAAAAGCUAUCUGAUGAUGAUGAUGUAAUGAAAAGACUCGGAUGCACGACACACUGUUAUUGGUGUGGAGCUCUAUGCUGGGGAGGACGUGCACAUAAUGAGAAUAUGGACGAUACAAGAAGACAUCAUACAUGUCACCAGCCGAGUGGUUUAAGAGGAACGAAAGACAAAAACACAGAACAUUUAUUAGCAAUGCCAUGUCAUAAAACCCUUGAUGAUACUAUGGUCUAUUUUGGAGAUAAUCAGAAUGGGAUGAAAUGGAGCGAUGCAAAGAGCAAACAUUUUGAUGAUUGGAUUUUUGCCACCCAUGCCGACACUCAAUUCAAUAGUUUAAUGUGCUGGUUCUUUGAAAAGUUGCACAAAAAAUUAGCAAAUGAGUACAAUGAUUGUAAACCGGCAUUGCAAGAAGAUUUGCAGGAAAAUAAUUGCAUGAAUUUAGAUUAUCAAAAAAUUAUGUCCAAGCUCAAGUUAGAUCUCGGUAAUUCUAAUAAUUAG